Molecule: messenger RNA, 1053 nt
Organism: Trichoderma harzianum CBS 226.95
Lineage: Eukaryota; Fungi; Ascomycota; Sordariomycetes; Hypocreales; Hypocreaceae
Exons: 4
Coding region: 1-1053 (350 amino acids)
Source: RefSeq, a predicted model, not a curated record
AUGGAUAAAAAAUCUUCUUUCUCGUGGAGAUCGUUCUUCACAUACUCCGUUGUGGUUACUUUUUCUCUUCUUCUCUUUCUCUAUGCUGGACCGUCGCAGAACCCCGGCCCAAAUCCUCAAGUGAUUGCGGCACGGACAGUUGACCGUGAUCCCGUGGUUCGCAAUCUCACCAAAAGGGCUCUUUCCUAUGAAGACGCUAUUCCAAAGGGAAAUAGACUUCAUUGUCUGAUGGCCAAGAAACAGUCAGAUCCUCCACCAAUAGAGGCUGCAUCAUACUUGCAAACGCAUGGCAUAGAAACAGCAGAGGGAUGGGUAGACGCCACUGAUGCUGGUACACCUUUUUUCGGAACUAAGUUGACCGCAGCUUUGAGAGGGCUUGGGGUCUCCGGGAGUUUGCAGGACAUAAGUUGGGAUCACGAAAAAUCAACCAAGAUAUUGUCUGACCCGGACGACGAAAAUAGUGAGAGGGUCACGUCCGCAGUAGGUGCUCCGUCGGGCGCAUUCUUUUAUAGCUCUUUCUUUCCUAGACGUGGUGUCAUCAUUGCUGAUAACAAUUUUUCCGUCGAUGCUGCCAUAAAAGAGGAUAAGAAUCUCGUCGCAGCUGAGAUUACGACACAUGUUCGUCGAUGGAGUGAUGCAGCAUGGAUGCAAUGGACAAAGGCCUGUGAUGAGGAGGGUAUUGAUGACGUGAGCAACGUUCAAUACAUAUUUAGGGCAACUGUCAUAAACGAAAACAGUCUCUCGAUCAUAUUACAAGCCCUACGUCAAAAAUACAAAGACAGCCCCUCAGUCCCACCCAUUGGACCCUGGAAUAGCCGCCUGACUCUUGACGUUACUCAAAAUCCUGAUGAGUUCUAUGCUGUUCUGGGUAGUCCUAAUGGAUCGGGAGUCGCUUUUCUUCUAAUGACUCACAAAGCAGCACUGGGAAUAAAGACCAUCAAUAAGGUUGAUACAUUUGUUGGCGAUACCAACCCCUAUACAAUCCCAAGUGACGGCAUUGAUGGGGCUGACGCUGCAAGCAUUGUACUUCUAUUCUAUGUCACUGCGCCAUGA